This is a messenger RNA of Botrytis cinerea B05.10, 1366 nucleotides long. RefSeq lists its product as hypothetical. Bases 359 to 829 code for a protein of 156 amino acids. Lineage: Eukaryota; Fungi; Ascomycota; Leotiomycetes; Helotiales; Sclerotiniaceae. The record is from RefSeq and is a predicted model, not a curated record. The transcript is spliced from 2 exons.
GAACUAGAAAAUCUAUGUGUUUGAAAUCAGAGUUGCACUUUCUUAAGUCUUUUUUGUUGGAAGUUCUAGCUCUGUACUUGUCUUGGUAUGAUGGAAGAAGAUAAUUAUAUUGCUAACUUUGGUGUAUAUAAAGGGUGAUUCCUCAACCGUUUGGAAGGAGUAAGUGCACUCCGAGUUUUACAGAGUUCAAAAAACUACACAAUCCUGUAUCAGAGUACAACUAUCGUUUCAUAGUAGGGCCAAUCACCACACUUCCUAUUCUAUACAUUAGACAUCAAACACAAAGAUCCACUCAAUAGAACCAUUUCUUACUCAGCACUCCUCAUCAACCAAGAAAAUUUUCACUCCGCCUCAAAAAAUGGCACCCAUAGCCGGUGGAGGUGGUGGCAUCGUAGCAGGCGCCGCUCUCGUCAGUGCAGUGGCUAUCUCCUCAUCCUCCAACUCCUGGCCCAACACACCUUACUCCCACGACGCAACAAUCCCUAUAACCGCCAGCACAGUGACCAGAAUCCUUGAGCGCUGUUCUCUCACUUCUAUUGCCGAAGUUUCUGAUUCUAAUGCCGCCCAGAGGUUGCACUGCUUGGCUGCGCUCUCAGAAGCAGCUAUCAAUAAACAUUAUAAAAGACCGUUGUUUGCGAAACCUUUUACUAAUAGGGCAGUCAUGAUUAUUUUCUUGAUUGUUCUUUUUGGAGGAUGUGCGCUGAUAGUGCUUGUGUGGCUUGCGGGGGGUUGUGUCGCGCGUUUUCGUAGGGGAGGAGCUAAGAAGAGGGAAGAAGAGAUAGCGUUGGCGAGGGCGAGACUCAAUAGAACGAACACUUGGGGUAGUUAGGAGGUAUAUUCUGUGAGGGAGAAUUGUUGAUGAAAUUGAGAUUAAGUUCGAGGUUUGGAGUAAAUUUCAAGGUCUAGACUGGAUAGGAACGGCGUAUAUUACGAGUAAUCGGGCGGUCCAUAUUGAGUGACCAUUCCGAUGAAUGUUGAAUCGCUUUUGUUUAUAUAGGCAAAUAGAAUUUGGAAUAACCACAACCAAGAAAUCCGUCUUUCUUUCUACUCUAAUCGACAUAUGUACGCUCUAGAAUACUAAACUCGAAGAGUAGUAUGCUUGAUGAAUCUGUUUCCCAUCUAUAUAUAAGAUAUACUGGAAGAAGGCUAUUUCAAAAGCAGAGCAAACAGUAUCAAUACACCUUUUUGUAGAGAUGCAACGUCGCGCAAUAUUUCCACUGUUCAGUCAUACUCCAAUUAAAUAACCCCCUAUCUCACUUCCUUUGUGCCUCUUCAUUGAAAAUGACGACAAGUAGCAUAAGAUGAUGGGAAAUUAUUUUUAAGCGACUGACAACAUGCUAGUAAUUCUUGGACAGCAAAUGGGGGA